CACAGUUACCCGAAAGCAGAAGUCCGGGGCAUGGGGCCAGCCACGGGGCUGCUCCGUAGCCUCCUGCUGUUGGCACUAGGAGGUCUGCGGCUCUCCUCCGGCCAGGUGCAGCUGGAGGGCUUGGUGGGUGAGUCUGUGUAUUUCCCCGCCCUGCGCCCCGUGGCUAGAGACAUCGUCCGUGUCCUGUGGUUUUCGGAAAGGCAGGGCACUCACAUCGCAGAGGCCAAACCCCAGGGCCAGGCAUUCAACGUCAAUUUCUUACCCAGCUUCAGCAACCGGCUGGCGAUCCAUGCCGGGAACCUCUCCCUGGAGAUCCGCGAUCUGCGGCUGGAGGACCAGGGGCCGUACCGCGCCGUCGUGGAUAUUGCCUCAGACCCUACCAAGCCCAGGGCGUUCUCCUAUGAGCUGUCAGUGCGAGAACGUGGGCAGGAAGGAGACAGGGGCAAAGGAGGAACCACGGACCCGCCGGGAGGCGGAGAACGGAGGACAUCGCCGAGCCCCCCAGCAGGAGGAGCGCCCGUGACCACAGGCGGGAGGACAACGCUGGCGGGAGGGGAUGGGGGAGGGCAGGAGGGCGGUGGGAGCCAGGGAUCGUGCCACUGCACGCUGAAGGGUUAUGUCAUCGCGGCUGUCUAUGUGCCCCUCUGCGCCGUGGUGGCUAUCGUCCACGUGAAGACGAGGAGCUAACGGAAGAGCCGGGGUCCCUGGGUGACAGAAGAGACAGGGCAGCGGCUGAGGAGGCAGGGUUGCCACCUGUCCGGGGCUAUCGCCUCUUUGUUCAUCCUCUGUCCUCCAGCACCCACUAAACACCCCCUCCAGUACCCCCCAGGUACCGCCUCCAGCACCCCCCAGAUACCCCCUCCCAGUACACACAUACCUCUAGCACCCCCUAAAUACCACCUCCAGGACCCCCCACAUACCACCUCCAGCACCCCCCAGGUACCCCCUCCCAGUACACACACCCCUCCAGCACCUCCUAAAUAUCCCCUCCAGGACCCCCUCAAAUACCCCCUCCAGCACCCCCCAGGUACCUCCUCCCAGUACACACACACCCCUCCAGCUCCCUCUCCCCCCCACCCAGGAGUGCCCUCUGUUGGGAACCUGGCAGCCGCUAACCCUAGGGGCAGGGGGCUUGUUCGGAGAGCCCUGGGCUGCUGUACUGGUGUUUGUACUGCGACAGCUCUAGCUCAUUGUGCCGGAUGCUGCACAGACACAUCAUGGAGAUGGUCCCUGCCCUGAUCAGACAAAGGGUCAUUAUUGCCAUGUACGGGCUACGUAGACAAAGGGCAGGAGGGGAAACUGAGGCACGGGGAGGGGACAGUCACCCAGCCAGUCACUGGAAGUCGGUCUCCUGAGCCCCAGGUGAGUGCUCUGGCCGCUGCAGGCGCUCACUCGGGCCUGUAGUCUAUAGCUACCUCCCAUGGAGCCCACCAGGACCACUCCUUUAUAUCCUUCUGGUCCGAGUCCACCACCAUAUAACAUAAUGGGAUCUAAAUUAGCUGUUACCCCUCACAAAAGGGAUCGUGGAGUCAGUGUGGAUCGUUCUCUGAAAACAUCCACCCGAUGUGCAGCGGCAGCCCAAAAAGCGAACAGAAUGCUGGGAAUAAUUAAGAAAGGGAUAGAUAAGAAGACAGAAAAUCAAUUCAGUUCAAUUCCCUUUCGUUCCCAGGGAAGCAGUGACAUCUGUAGGCCAGAGCGGGAGGAUUCAGGAGUCCUGGAGUUUGCAUAAGCAGCUCCAUGUGCAUCCCUGAGCAAGUCACCUCCCCAAUUUUCUGUGCCUCAGUUUCCCCUGCUGUCAAAUGGAUGCUAUGAUGUGUUUACCUGCCCUCCCAAGGGUGCUGAGCGGCUGGGCCAAUGAGCAUCCAUCAAGCCUGCGUGCUCCUCACAAUAAAAGCCCAGGGA
Messenger RNA from Mauremys reevesii (Reeves's turtle), 1902 nucleotides. RefSeq lists its product as uncharacterized. The record is from RefSeq and is a predicted model, not a curated record. The coding region runs from base 31 to 687 and encodes 218 amino acids. NCBI's taxonomy places the organism in Eukaryota, Metazoa, Chordata, Testudines, Geoemydidae. The transcript is spliced from 3 exons.